Messenger RNA from Dicentrarchus labrax (European seabass), 868 nucleotides. It is a transcript of the gene itpa, whose product is annotated as inosine triphosphatase (nucleoside triphosphate pyrophosphatase). Gene Ontology annotation, biological process: nucleoside triphosphate catabolic process. Bases 35 to 649 code for a protein of 204 amino acids. NCBI's taxonomy places the organism in Eukaryota, Metazoa, Chordata, Actinopteri, Moronidae. The record is from RefSeq and is a predicted model, not a curated record. Gene Ontology annotation, cellular component: cytoplasm. The transcript is spliced from 8 exons. Gene Ontology annotation, molecular function: nucleoside triphosphate diphosphatase activity.
UCCGAUAUCGUUAAUCCUCCGGGUGUUAUUCAUCAUGGCUGUGCAGGCAGGAAGGUCUGUGGUCUUCGUGACUGGAAACGCAAAGAAACUCGAAGAGGUCAUUCAGAUCCUGGGAGACAGGUUUCCCUACAAACUAGUGUCAAAAAAGAUUGACUUGCCUGAAUACCAAGGAGAGCCAGAUGAGAUUUCCAUACAGAAGUGUAAGGAGGCCGCACGACAGAUUGAUGGACCGGUCAUAGUGGAGGACACCUGUCUGUGUUUCAAGGCUUUGGGAGGCCUGCCCGGUCCUUACAUAAAAUGGUUCCUGGACAAACUCAAGCCAGAAGGCUUGUACAAACUCCUAGCCGGGUUUGAAGAUAAAUCAGCAUGGGCUCUCUGCACCUUUGCUUUCUCUGCCGGGAAAGACAAACCAGUACAGCUCUUCAGAGGGAAAACAGAGGGACACAUUGUGGAACCAAGGGGACCUCGAGACUUUGGAUGGGAUCCCUGUUUCCAGCCAGAUGGAUAUGACAAAACUUAUGCUGAACUGCCCAAAGAAGUGAAGAAUACUAUCUCUCACCGCUACCGGGCACUGGCUGCCAUGUCUGAGCACUUCUCUCAAACCAACAAUAACUCACCACAGGGCAAGAGGAAGAAGCAGGAGGAUUAAAGAGGCCAACAUCAGGUUAUGAAUGUGGAGCAAAAUGUAUCAAAGUCAUCUUAUUUGACAAUGGAGGAGAUGCUCCUUAAUACUAAAACAUUUUUAUUGUUGGGUUUAAAAGUAUGGCAGAUAACUGAUUUGUGAUCACAAUGUCUACCUGUAGAAAAUGUGGUGCAUAAUUUAGUUGUUCCCUUAUUUUGAAUAAAGUUUUGUCAAUUUUCAAACAAA